GAUUGCGCAUAAAAAUACAUUCGCUGUCUCAGUCGUGCAAUCUGAGGUAACAGUAGCAGCGCUUCAGUCUGGGACAAUCUUACUUCUACUGCACCACAUCCAACUGGACAGAGCAACAGUCACUGCCUUUUCAAGAAGAGAGAGAACACUUCUAAAGGCUACAGGUUUAAGUGGAUCACUGGCCAGUAUGACGGAGGUGAUAAACACCUGUGACUCUGCAAUUGGAGACUACAGUGUGAGCGGUGCAUCUGAGGAACAGAACAUCUCUUUUCAGAUUUUCCCAGAUUCCCAGGAACGGUUCCCAAAGCUUUCCAAACGUUUGCCGUCCAUCAUGGUGGAGCCCACUGAGAGUGGGGAGGUAGAGAGCGGGGAACUGCGUUGGCCUCCUGAUGAUUUGAGUCCUACAGAUGACCCAAGAGACAAACAGGCCCAGCCUGCAAGUGACAAGCCCACAGAAGAGGUCGAUAGGGGGAUGGAAAACUAAUGGAUAAUGGUUGGCACCAAUCCAGCCAAUCACUGAAUGUCUUCAUAAUGGACUGGACUAAAUGGGAGACUCCCUCAGUUAGGUCUGCCUAUCAUCCCCACUAGAGCCACCCACCUGUUGACCUCCACUUCCGUAGUGGAGUCAAGGCCUGAGAGACUCUCUUACCUGAACUAGCUCACGUGCCAAACUCUAGUGGUAGUCAGCUGCUGUGAUUGAGUUUUAAAUUAUCUCCAAUAACAUCGUAAUCCAUAAUACCCAUUAGAACUCAUCUAUGCCUGGUAUAUUAUUGAUUGGCAUUAACUUAUAUUUUUAUUUGCUUUGGACCGGAGUCUUUCAUUCCUUCCCAACAGAAGUAUAAAUCUUCAAGAUCUUUAAGGGAUAGUUCAUCCACACCCUUAUGCGCUUCUAAACCCAUAUGACUUUCUUUUUCCUGUGGAACAUGAAAGGAGAAUGUUAGGCAGAAUAUUAGCCUCAGUCACCAUUUACGUUCAUUGUAUGAAAAAAAGAUAAAGUGGAUGGUGAGGGAGGCUAACAUUCUGCUAACAUUUGCUUUUGCGUUUCAUGGAUGAAAUAUAGUUGUUUGGGUGAACCAUGACAAAUGUAAUCAUUUUGUGGUGAUCUAUCCCUUUAAUUUAAAGUAAUAUAUCCAACAUAAUUUAAGAGAAAAUUUAUUUCAAAAAGUACAGAUUGAAAUGAACUACAGUGCAGUGUAAAUGGCUCCUUCCCAAAUGUAGCUUUCCAAUGCUAUGUACAUUAGAUAACAUCUUUCAGUGUGUUUUCACAACUGUUCACACAUUCUGCUGUCAAACAAACAGAAAUAGGAAGUCUUUUUUUAACACGCUUUCCAUUUGCACAUAUUCUUUGCUAUUUGCAUAAAUUCUCUGUUUAGCACAUGCUGCUGAUUUUGACGAGUGUUCACCAGAGCUGCUGUAAAUGUGGCUUCCUCUGCCUUAGACAUUUAUCCCUGUAGUUACACCAUUUCUGUCAUAACUUAAAUUGCAUAACUGUUUUAUGUACAUUUAGACUCUCAGUAUUUUAUCCUCAAAUGUAUCUGUCACCUUCCUAAGGCUUGGGAGUCUGUCAUCUAUUAUAAAUCUACUACCCUUCUUUUGAUGUUUGAGUAUAAGUCCUAAAAUAUGAAUAAACUGUCCUGGGGGAUGAAAAUGGGUAUGAAUGCAGCACAGAAUCAUUUAGCAUUAAUGUCAGUUAUCUACAUGUGUGC
Messenger RNA from Xyrauchen texanus (razorback sucker), 1706 nucleotides. RefSeq names its product protein LBH-like. The transcript is spliced from 4 exons. The coding region runs from base 188 to 484 and encodes 98 amino acids. The record is from RefSeq and is a predicted model, not a curated record. NCBI's taxonomy places the organism in Eukaryota, Metazoa, Chordata, Actinopteri, Cypriniformes, Catostomidae.